UUGGUUGUGUUUUUGCUUCAUUUAAUUUUGUUUUUCGGGCCGACCGUCGUCCGAAUGCUCGGUGCAAAUUGCGAGCAUAAUUUUUAUUGUUGGAUUUCGUCGUCUAAGCUCUAUAUAUGUAGGUAUAGGUGAAAAAAAGACCGAAAAAAAAAGGAGACUCGUACGCGAAAUUGGAUUUGUACUGUUCACAUAUGAAAGGGUUUUUGGCGCGGUCGUGUUUAUCGACGAUAGUUUGAUUAGUUCGUACCAGCGACUUACAACGUUCGGUUCUGCGUUUCGCUAGUGUGCUCGUUUCGUUCGCAUUAUUGCGUUAUUUCGAAUAUCGCGAAACGCAUUUUAUCAUUACUAUGGAUACGAAUUUCGUGCAAAUUUUAAUCAAAUCGAGAGAAUGGAGAUAAUUAAUUUGAGGACAUUGAAAGGAGAACAGCAGCUACCAUGAAUUCGUGUGCGAUUUAGCAUGAACCUAGUCUCAGUUACCAAUCGUUUUAUUAAGUUUAUUAUUUAAAUUGGUGUAGAUAUUUUUGAACGAACUCAGUUGCCUUAUACAAAUCCUUCAUCAUGUUAAUUAAAGAGUACAGAAUACCACUGCCACUUUCUGUCGAAGAAUACAAAAUCGCGCAACUUUAUAUGAUAGCGAAAAUAAGUCGCGAUGAAACCAAAGAUGCAGGAAGUGGAGUGCAGAUAUUAAUUAAUGAACCCUAUGAAAAUGGCCCUGAAGGCACGAACGGUCAAUAUACCAAGAAAAUUUAUUACGUUCGAGAAUAUUUACCAGGUUGGAUCAAAAGUUUGUUACCAAAAUCAUCGUUAAAUGUGGAAGAAGAAGCGUGGAACGCGUAUCCUUAUACCAAAACUAGAUAUACUAGUCCAUUUAUUGAGAAAUUUUUUAUUGAAAUCGAUACUGUGUAUCGUGGUGACUACGGUGACCAGUACAAUGUGUUCAAUUUGUCCGGAAACGACUUAAGAAAUAGAGUUAUAGAUGUGAUCGACGUGGUGAAAGAUACGGUAGAAAAUAUAGCUGAAGAAGAUCCGACUAUUUAUGUUAGCGAGAAAACGGGAAGAGGUCCUUUAACCGUAAAUUGGCUCGAAGAAUAUUCACAAGAAUCAAAAGAUGCUUAUUCGAGAACUAAGAAAGAUAUUAUGUGCGCUUAUAAAUUAUGCAAAGUCGACUUCAGAUAUUGGGGCAUGCAAGCGAAAUUAGAAAAAUUUAUUCACGAUUUUGCUUUGAGAAAAACCAUGCUUAAGGCUCACAGGAGAGCUUGGUUAUGGCAAGAUGAAUGGUACGGUUUAACGAUGGAUGAUAUACGAGAAAUCGAACGACAAACUCAGGAAAUUUUACGAAAUAAAAUGGCCGCUAUUAUGGGGCCUAUGCCGAACGAAGCGGGCCAAGAAGACAAAUCAAAUACUCAACAACAAGAACAAAAUCAAACUCAGCAACAACGAGCGACUGACAAUCUAAAUACCUCCAGUUUAGCUGUUAGCUUGAGUAGCAUCGGGAAAUCAGACAAAGCUGCCACUACUGCCACUACAUCUAAAAUUCACUCGUCUAAUGUUCAAACUGCCGCCACGGAAUGGAAAAUUGGCUCUUUGGCUCGUGAUUCCGAUUCCGAACAUAGUGACGAAGACGAUGAUGAAUUUUUCGAUUGCCAAGAUGCCCCAGGUGAAGUAGGCCCUGGAGGAAUGUUGGUGAAAUGGAGUUCACUCGAUUUAUUGACUGAAGAAGACGCUGAAUCUGUGCCUUUAUCUAGCUUUUCCGAUAAAGGAGAAGGAAGCGUGUAUUCCGGAUGCAGUGCUUUGAAAAGGACAUCCAGUGAGAGAGCUCGUACAGUUACCAAUAUUUCAUGUCCUGGCUCGCCAACCUUAUCGGUGAUGUCUGUUGUAGAAGGCGAUCACCAUACUCCAGCUUCCGGUCCUUCGGCAACCGAUUCGCCUUCAUCUUGUAAAAUUACCACCUUAUUAUUAGUCGUUCACGCCGGUAGUAUUUUAGAAGCCAGCACCGAUGUUACUGCAAAGAAAUCAGACAUCACGACGCUUAGAGGUUCAUUCGAAAGUGUAAUGAGACAGCACUAUCCAACCAUGGUAGGCCGAGUAGCAAUCAAAUUAGUCGCAUGUCCUCCUAUCACCACCAAUAGCCUGAGUAUUCUAUCUAGUUUAAGUCCUUAUAGUUUUGAUGUUUCACCCUCUUCGACUGAUGCACCUCAUUUCACCCAUGAUUCCAUACCGAUGGGUGUUAUUCCAGUAUUAUCGACCAUCUCGACGAAUUACAUCGAUGCUUUGAAUAAAAUGAUACAUAAUGCGAAUAACGUUUAUAGGCAUUUUCUGAAAACCGAAGAAGGGUUUGGAUUCAACGGCAACAUUUGUUUAAUUGGCGAUUGUAUGGGAGCUAUUUUAGCUUACGAUGCGUUAUGCCAUUCUAAACGUGAUCGCGAAGACUUCUUUACGUUAUUUUUCAGAGGAAAUAGAAAUGUUACCGAAUCAAGUUCAACUUCAGAAAGCGCCGAUGGUCGCCGUUCAUCUAGUACUGGAGACGACAGCAGUAAUGAAGGACUUCGACAUAUAUCAAUUAAUAAAUUAGAAUUCGACGUUCGCGACUUAUUCAUGUUCGGUUCGCCGGUACCUUUGGUAUUAGCUUUUCGUAAAAUGAGCGCCGAAUCGCUGAAAUUGAAAUUAGACUCAGAAUCUAAAGCUUUGUCCAUGAUUAAACCGAGUGUUCAACAAGUUUACAACCUGUUCCAUCCAUCAGAUCCAGUAGCUUCUCGAUUAGAACCUCUGUUAUCGAAUCGAUUCUCCAUGUUACCACCUGUAAACAUUCCACGUUACCAAAAAUAUCCGUUAGGAAACGGUCUUCCUUAUCAUCUUCUGGAAGUAAUUCAAGCAAAUGCCCAACUCUUCUCGGAAGUUAAUGCGUCUACUGUCACUUCUGUCGGUACUACCGUAAAUAAUUCUAUUCAAAUGAGACGUAUGUCGGAAGCUAGUCUAUUCAGUAACUCUUCAGGUCUAUUACAAGAACCUCUUCCUAUUCAAGUGAUCAGCGAACUUAGUCAAAAAUGGUGGGGUAAUAAAAGACUCGAUUACGCAUUAUAUUGCCCAGAAGGAUUAUCCAAUUUCCCUACCAAUGCUUUGCCUCAUCUAUUCCAUGCUAGUUAUUGGGAGUCUUUUGAUGUAGUAGCAUUUAUUCUUCGACAAAUCGGUGGAUUUGAUCUGAUGCCAUCAGGAGGACUUGGAGAAGAACAAGAUACCAGUGGAUUUGUGCCUAGUCAACCGAGAGAGAAAUGGACUAGAAAAAGAACAUCGAUGAAACUCGGAAAAUUAAAGAAUAUCGGAGCGAAUCACCGAGCGAAUGAUGUAAUCGUUAAAGAAGGAGCUCCUCAAACUUUAACUGCUAGGUUCAUGUAUGGAUCUUACGAUGUCAUCACGCUGACUGGCGAAAAAGUCGAUAUUCAUGUAAUGAACGACGGCGGUGGAGUAGGCGAUUGGAUUUAUCUCAGUACUCAAGUUACCGAUAAAACUGGUCGAGUCACCUACACCAUUCCAUCCGAUAAAUCAUUCAGUUAUGGUAUUCAUCAUGUGAAAAUGGUCGUGAGAGGGGAUCAUACCUCCGUAGAUUUUCGACUAGCCGUUGUACCUCCAAAGACAGAAAGUGUUGUUUUCAGUAUUGAUGGUUCUUUUACUGCCAGCGUCUCAGUUACUGGAAGAGAUCCCAAAGUACGUGCUGGUGCUGUUGACGUCGUGAGGCAAUGGCAAGAAUUGGGCUACCUAAUACUGUACAUUUCUGCCAGACCUGACAUGCAACAGCAAAUGGUGUUGUCGUGGCUAGCGCAACAUAAUUUCCCUUACGGUUUAGUCGCAUUUGCUGAUCGUUUCUCUGCUGAUCCUCUCGGAUAUAAAACCAGCUACCUGAAAAAUCUCACCCAGGAGCACGGUCUCGCCAUUUGCGCCGCUUACGGCAGCAAUAAAGACAUAGCCGUGUACAGCGCCGUCGGCUUGAAACCGUCCCAAAUAUUCAUCGUCGGUCGCGUCAGCAAAAAAUAUCAAAAUCAAGCUACAAUGUUGAGCGACGGUUACGCGGCGCAUCUGUCAAAUUUAUUAACUCACGGCGGUCCUCGCCCAGCCCAAGGCAACGCCAGAAUGGUGCUGUUUCCACGUGGCUGUUUCGGACAUAAUUCUUCUAUUCGAAGACGCAGAAGUGCUAAACGCACCACCUCAUUCCCAUUAUCCUCAGGUCCGGCAAACGCAUCGAGUAGCGGUUGUUCGGGGACGGAUCGAACUGCACAUCAGAAAUUCUGAUAUCGAUGGUUACUUGCGCUGGUUUGCAGAGAUACCGGCGAUGUGCGUUGCUGCUGCUGUUGUUAUCAGCGUGAACACGAGUGAUUUCACCGUCGUGUACGACUUGUUAAUCGUAAUUUUGGUUGUUAUUAUACUCAGUACCGUGUACUUGAUUCAGUUACCUUGUAUUUCCUUGUUGGUCGUUUGUUUUGAUUCGUUAUCAUCAUCAUUAUUUAUUAUUACCGUAUAAUUAUUACUAGAGUGUAAGUAUCGUUAAGUUUUAGUCUAUUCAUCAACCCCCACCAUCAGAAGUAUCAUAACUUUUUUCCCAUUUACCUACCUACCCAUUCCCCUCUAUCCCCAUUUCCCCAAGAUUUUGUAUCUUUAUAAAAUCUGUAAUGUUCUUUUUAUUUGAUAAUAUAUUUAAGAUUAUUAUGAUUAUUGAUAUUAUUAAAUCUUGAAAUAAUAAACAUUUUUAUCAAGAA
Molecule: messenger RNA, 4748 nt
Organism: Planococcus citri (citrus mealybug)
Lineage: Eukaryota; Metazoa; Arthropoda; Insecta; Hemiptera; Pseudococcidae
Gene: rdgB
Product: retinal degeneration B
Exons: 23
Coding region: 559-4284 (1241 amino acids)
Biological process (GO): phospholipid transport
Cellular component (GO): cytoplasm
Molecular function (GO): phosphatidylcholine binding; phosphatidylcholine intramembrane carrier activity; metal ion binding
Source: RefSeq, a predicted model, not a curated record